UGGCGAUGUAACUGCAACUGUAGUUUUACUUAAAAAUAAAUAAACAAUAGGUCCAUGAAAAUUUUCAUUUCAAGAUUUAAACUAGAUUUAUUUAAAAUAUACUUUGAUGGUUAACAAACUAACAAUAUUUUUUUCAUAAACUAUUGAACUAAAAUUAUCUGUCUCGCAUUUGUAAUAAAGAUGAAUACUUUAAAAGUUCUACUAUGUAUGAGAAAUGUGUCCAAGCUGUCAAUAAACCAAGUGGUAAAACCUUCCUUAGUUCAAUUUUCUACUGUCACAUCAAAGGACAAUAUUCCUGAAAAAAGCAACAAUAUUCAAUUUUCUAAAAUUGCCAAACCUGUAAAUGAAGAAGUGAACCCUGUAGAAGCUGAAAUUAUCACCAAAGAUAUUCUUUCAAAGAUUAAUACACAAAUCAAAGAGAAGGCACAUAGUCGCCUGUUUGCAGUCAUUCAGUUCUGUGAAAAUCAGUAUAAAAUUACUGCUGAAGAUAUCAUCUCAGUAGGAUCUUUUUUUCCUGCUAAAGUCGGUGAAAAAAUUCGCCUUGAGAAAGUACUGCUUGUGGGGAGUACAGAUUUCACUUUGUUGGGACGACCAUUAUUGAACAAAGAUUUAGUCCACAUAGAGGCUACAGUUAUUGAAAAAACCUACAUUGUUCCAAGACCUAUUUAUCGACAUUUUAAACAAUAUCGAAGAUUACAUUGGUUUCGUACACCUUAUUGUCUUAUUAGAAUAAACAGCAUAGAAUUUUUAAAUACACUAGAUAGUUUACCUGAUGUGGAGGGACUUCAAAACAGAGUUAUAUAUUAGUUAUUUUGUAUGUAUGCAUUAAAAAGCUUUAAUAAAGUUUUCUUUUAAAUCCAAA
Molecule: messenger RNA, 862 nt
Organism: Parasteatoda tepidariorum (common house spider)
Lineage: Eukaryota; Metazoa; Arthropoda; Arachnida; Araneae; Theridiidae
Source: RefSeq, a predicted model, not a curated record